Messenger RNA from Cutaneotrichosporon oleaginosum, 3088 nucleotides. The record is from RefSeq and is a predicted model, not a curated record. NCBI's taxonomy places the organism in Eukaryota, Fungi, Basidiomycota, Tremellomycetes, Trichosporonales, Trichosporonaceae.
CUCUUCACUCCCAUCACAACUCCCUUCUCCGCCCCCCUUCGGCGCAUGGUACCCUCGGUGACGCCCGUAACGUCGCCCGCGCGCGCGCGCUUCGGCAGCCCCGCAUCGGCGUCGACGGGCUCGCCCUCGAGCCCUGCAUUGCGAGAUCGCGUCGUCCCACCAAUAAUGACGCGCGGCUUGCGCGAUCGCCAACGCUCCCCUGCCACCAGCUCGACGGGGCAGGCAACGGGUUCUGCGCUGUCACUCCCGCUCUCAGUGCCGACGUCAAGCCGCACGCCCCUCCCGAAUCCCCCCGUGUCCGCGACCGCGCCGCAGUCUUCCGUCACGCAUCGUGCGUCAGCGCCCGCAUCACGCCUCGGGGUGCCGGCGGGGCUGCUCGUCCCGACCGACCGGCCACUCGACGAGUUUGAGACUCAAUGGCUACCGCGGCUGGGGCGGCUACGCGUCGAUCGCGAGGUCGAGAUGCGCGGAUACGCGCUGUACGGCAUCCGAUCAUGGUACCUUUCGCGCACGCAUUGGUCGUUCACCAUUGUGGCUUACACAGGCAAGCCGACGGAUGUCAUCUCCUGCUACGUCUUGGUUCCCGCUGCCGACUUGAGUGCGAAAGUCGGCGCCGACGAGCUGCGCGCCGCCACACAGUUGCUCGCGGGCGAGACGCGCGCGCAGCCCCGUAACACAUCCGAGGGCACACUCCUUGUAUCGGCGCCCGCAGCGCACGGGCAGGACAUUUGGCCGAUUCCCCAGGGCGACCUGCGCGAAGCGUGGCCAUUCAUUGUGCUCAACACGGCGCUCAGGCGGCUUGGGUGCGGUGGACGCGCUGCCAUGGGAAACGAUGUGCCAGUCGCCGCGGUCCGCCGCAAGUUCUACGAGUCGUACCGCAUGCCCAUCCCAGGCGGCGCGCAGCUGCAGGGCACGGCGAGCCGCGCAGGAUCCCCGCCACAGUCACCGGUUCGGGGACAUACACACUCCCAUUCUCGUUCCCAAAGUAUGGGUCACACGCAACAGCGCAGUGUUAACUGGUCACCGCGGGGCAGCAGCCCCGCCUCACGCCCAAGCUCUGAGGAGAUGCCGGCCACGACGCCCGCCGCACUUGAGCGUGACCCCCUCAUGCUUAGUACGGUCGAGCUCGUCAAGCUCAUACAAGGCGCGCUUGCGCUGUGGGGCUUCUACGGGACGUUCCAGGAAGAGCUCGAGCUUGAUGGCCGCUUCUGUGAUGACACUAAGGCAGGCAUCGCGAAGUGGCGUGCGGCUAUGGGCAUGGAGCAGGAAGAGAGUCUGAAGCUCGAGAAAGAGACAAGUGGAGGCUGUAUUGACCCACGCUCCCUCGCCGUUCUCCUCAGCUCGGUUACCAGCACACGGUACCAGCUCGGUGUACUCAACGUUGAGAGACUCCCCAAGGACCCGUUCCACAGCGUACGCCGCUUCCUCGCCGCGUGGCGCCACUACCAAACCAGCGUCAAUCCGGGAAAGCCCGCGUCCCCCUUCCUCUCAGUGCAGGCCAUCCGUCAGCUGAACGGGAGCUAUGUCGUUGAGCGCAAAGGGCAUGCGUCAGACGCACUCAAGGUCCACCGCCUACUGCUCUCGGGGGUUGGGAGUGUGGCAUCUGGUGUUCAAUCUGUCGUUAAGGGGGGUGGUGCCAACGACGAGGGUCUGCCUGCCCGCAAGCGCGAGCAGCACAUCCGCUUUACUGGCCGCGACGAGGACUCGGGAAUUAGCAUGAUCGUGCCAUCCGGCGCUGGCGCCGCUGCGCCCGACGUUAUCACAUCCGACCUCGAGGCGUACGUUAAAGGUGUCCUUAAGUCGCGCGAAAAGGACUGGGACAUCAUGGGUGCGCGCAGAGUUGCUGAGCUCUGGAGUGGGCGCAUCGACGACGGCCGUGCUCACUCGCGCUUGAGAGUGUUCCGCCGUAACAAUCAGCCAGUGGCUGAUGAAGAAGACGACGCAUCCAUAAACAUCGGCACCACUGCUAUAGGCACGAUCCGCGGAGCUGCAGGUGCUGCGGCUGGCGCUGCGACGGGGGCGAUCAAAGGCAUCACCAAGGGUGGUUUGCGCGUUGUCGGCCGAAAACAGGCCACAUACGACACCUCGGACUCCGAAGGUGGCAAGCACGCUCUAACCCCUGCGCAGAGCUACGCGCGCCACAACGUUCCCACCCUUGUCGAACCAGCAGAAAUGGAUCACCAACACGACGCCAACAAUGGCGUUUCACGCUCACCGUCCCCCGGUAUGACCCCGUCGCUCGCUCAUCAGAGUAUGCGCUUCCCAAACUCAGACUCGGACCCCGGAUUGGAUCGCAACUCGACCCUCGUCCCGCGUAGACGCUCUGCAGCGACCACCGUCCGCUCAGCUGCAUCUAACUCGAACAUCGUUAGCGCGAGUACGUGGAGCGCACCGCGCCGGGUAGCUAUGCUUCGCACCGCCAGCGAUGGCGCCGACGUCAUUGUCGACAGCAACGGGUUGGAAUGGGCCGUCGCCAACGGGCACGGCACGGGCAAGCGCAUCGAAGGGAGUGUCGACUCGGACAGUAUAGCAGCGACUCCCGUGGAUGACGGGACCGCGGUCCGCGAGAGCGUCAAUCCGCUGUGUCGCAGUCACUCUUUACAGGCCGACCGCAGGGUUUACCGCAGUCGGCACGUGACUGAGCCGGCGCAGCUCGCCCUCGACGUUGCGAUGUGUGAGGUCGUAUGGGAGCUGCGCAAGCGUGAGCGGAUGCUGGCGAAGCGUGCGGAUGACAUGUCGAUUCUCGAGCGUUCAGCAUUUACAGGAACGCAAACGCUCUUCGACACGGCGCGCAUGCGCCGAGAGCGCAUCGAGGAGCUGGAGCGCGAGGUUGCCAAGAUGCGUGACAAGCUCAGCUAUACGGCCGACGCAGCAGUCGGCAGCGACAGGGCGCUGAAGUGGGCUUGCGAGAAGAUCAUCCACACGUUGACUGACGACGUGAAUCGGUCCGAGUUGAGCUGGCAGCUGCGCGAGCUCGAGAAGCAGUACGAGACGAUGCGCGCCGAGAAGGACAAGAGAGACGGCGCAAGCGACGCGGGGAAGGAGCGCCCGUGGUGGAAGUUAUAAUCAUGCAUUUGUGAGCGGUGCG